GUCAUUCAUGUAAAGGACUAACCUAGUAAGCAUUUAAUAAAUGUUAGCUGUUACUAUGGUAAAGUAUUUUUUUCACCUUCUUCAGUUGAACAUAUAUAACAAGUACAUCUGUAGAAGAAAACCCCCUGCAUCCUCCAGUAAGUUGCAUUAAAAAAUCUAGCAGCAUACAAAUGGCAGAUGACCCUAUGUUUUAGAGUGCCUGAGUCUACUUCCUCAUGAGAGUGUUUUUGUUGUCCAGAAUUUAAAGUCUCUUUCAGCUGGGUUUAUUAGCGUUUAUGACUGGGACAAACAUGCAGUCUGUUAACUGAAGACCUUGUUUGGGAAUAUCACAACUCUAGACAAGAAAUAUGUUCUCAUGUAAGAAUUUCCAUUCUCUGGUGCUUUUUCAAAUAUAACUCUAAGAAUGCAACUAGGGUUUGGGGUUAACCUGUUGGUUUCUCUCAUGCUGCAAUUUAUAUUCAGAUUCAGAAAGGCAUCCUUCUACCACAUUAUGGCAAUUACAAAGGUAUGGUUUUCCUGGAGAAAAUUUCACUGCAUAAGAUGAUAACGGCAGUUGUGCCAACCAUGGAAGGACACUAACAUCCAACUCUUUUAAGCACUUAAAUGGCAGCUUUGAAGAGUGUACAGUGCUUGUUUUCCUUCCUGGACAAGAUUGUCCUGCCUUCAAUUCUCAAAGCUAAAUGCACAGUGGAUGGUUGCCUGGGUGACAGCCUGUAAACUAAGCAGUCUCUUUGCAGCUAACUGAAGGGUUUGUGCACACAGAGUCAGCUUUAAUUAUUUUUUUAAGUACUUUGAGCUGUGCAACAUUGGAAAAUAAUCAAAGAAAAAAAAAUCUAUAUCUAUGCUGCUUUUAAAUGGAUCCCUCACUGAAGUGUUGGUUGACAGCUGCCCCAGAAAUCUGCCACCAAAAAUUAGGAUGACGUGGACUGCUGUUUUUCUCCAUCUUUCUUCAACUGUGUAUCAGCUCCCACAGCAAAACACGACAUAGGCAAAUUUAUGGACUUAGCAAGAUGAAUAAAAAUAAACUGAUUCAUGAUUUCCUGGAAGUAGUUUCAAGGGGUGAUGUGGAACUCAUCUGUGACUAUAUUAGUAAAGUCCAUUCCAUCCUUGGAAACCUUAACUUUCAGCAUCCAACGACUGGAAAUACACCUCUCAUUACUGCAGCAGAAGAAAAUCUAACAGAGGUUGUUGAAUUUCUUCUGGAAAAGGGAGCAGAUAUCACCCUUUGUAAUUACAGCAAUCAAACUGCAGUUCAUGUGGCUAAUUGCCACGUCCAAAGACAACUCUUGGCUAUCAAUGGAAUCCAGGCUCCCCAAAUGCAACUUCUACAAACUUCAUGGCAAGGUGAUCUUGAACAACUUCAACACUUGCUGGCAUCUGAAGAGUUCCUGGAUAUAAAUUUCCCAAACCAACAUGGCUUGACCCCUCUGAUGCUGGCUGUGAGGGAUGUGGAUCUGUUUGAGAGUCUUGAUAUGUUAACAGUCUACAGACCUGUGGAGGUUCUGUCUGAGCUCCUCAGGCAUCAUGCAGAUCCUAAACUCUGUGAUUUUAGUGGAAAAUCAGCAAUACAUUAUGUGUCGCAAAUACAUAGUUUUAAGAAACAGCAGUUAUUGGACAUUCUAAUGAACUCUAUGCCAAAACCAGAAAGACAUGCUGAAUCAUUGCUUGAUAUUUGUCAUGAUACUAACUCUUCUCCAACUGAUAGGAUGACAGUUACUACAAACCAAAAUAUAAUCUUGCAAAGUAUCAGCAGCAGUGAGGAGUUUGACCAAGACGAGGAUUGCAGUCAUUCCAUAUUGCUUAGUGAAGGAGAGGAUCCAAGUGGUGAUGGACAAGAUUGGCAACCCAGGACAGAAGGUUUUGAGAUUAUUGUUACUUUUCCAAGAGAUGUCAGUUAUCCCCAAGAAAUAAGCCAAGAAGAUUUACAAGAAAACAGUCAGAUAACCCCAGUGAUUCAAGAAAGGGCACAAGCACAUUCUGUUUCUCUUCCAAAUGAAAUUCACAUGGUGGACUUCCAGACAAAGACUCUGACCAUGGGUCAGAAGAAGGAGGAAAGUUCCAAGGAGCUCUGUGAUGCAAAUGUGGGCUUUUUGUUGCCAAGACCUUGCUUAGAACCAAACAUCUCCACAUCUGUAGUCAGAGAAGAUGUUCCUCACUUUCUGAAGGAGCAGCAAAGAAAAUCUGAAGAGUUUUCUACUCUUGAUAUGAAGUAUAGUAGCCGAAGAAUUGAGUUCCCUCUGCCAGCAUUGUCACUUUUGCCCAUGAAACCUGGUCUUCAUACUGCCCCCCAAGAUCACAUGGAUCAAAAGGAGAGAGAAAAAAAUAUUCUGAACUUUGUAUCUUUCAAACCUAAGCUCUCAGAGCCCAGAAGUCAAUCUGAUGAGGUUAGACCAUUGAACAAGCAGCAGGAAGCUCCGUUUAAGGUGUUUGUGGAUCAGACUCUCAGGUGCUCUGAUAGCUCUAUUUGGUCCAGAAACAUGUGCUCUUUUUGGAAGGCUAACCAUCACAGACAACAUAUGGAGAUGGAGAACAGGAAAUCCAAGGAAACAGAAGAAAGUGACAAAAUUUCAAUCUCUCACUUUGAAAAAGGACAAUCUUUGUUGUCCUUUGAGAAUUGUAAGGAACGCAGUUUUCCUACAGAUAGGGAAGUGGAUAUUGACUACCUUGGUUGUGAAAUGAAAAAAGCAGAAGAGAAUUCUCAACAUCUUUUAUCAGGAAAGAAAGAGGGUUCAGUAGCCAGAAACUUGUUUACAGAUUUUGAAGUUGGAUGUAACAUGCCAGUCAAGUUCCAAGAAGCCCAGCAUUCAGAAGUAAUUCUAAGCCAGGAUGAAGAGACUAGAAAUGAUAAAGCUGAUUUAAAAAGUACUUCAGUACAUAAAGGUGAAGCAGUUGAGCCAAAUCAUAUUUUAGAAGAGUAUACUGUACUUAAAAGUUUGUCCAAUGUAGUCCCUGAUGGCCCCACUGAAAAGAUUCCGCAAGGUCCUAGACGCACAGAGACAAACAUAAAGAUGUCAAUGGCGGAGGCAACCAAACCGGAAAUGAAUGGGAUGGUGCCUCUUAUCCACAUCACUUUCCCUGGAGAUGAAACUCCCAAGGAACCAGCAGUAGCCAAACCAAGCCUCCAAAAAAGAAAGGGCACUCUUCAUAGCAGCAAUAGCUUCAAUAUUCUUGUACAUCAAGAAAAUGACAGACAUAAGAUGAAAACCCCCAGAAAUAAGUUGGAUUCAAAGACCAAGACCAGUAAUAGGACACCCCAGAAUUUCAUGAUUUCCAUUGAAGGUUCCAUUAAGCCUACCAUACAUAAAACCAGUAUAAAAACUCCAGUUUUCCCUGCUUUGGGGCUUGUUGACCCCAGACCUUGGCAACCACCCAAGUUUCAAAGGAGAAUGCCACAGAUAGAAAAGAAGCAAUCAACUUACCGGGCUCUGAAACCUAAAAAGCAAUCUUUUCCUUGCAUCGGUAAGAAUUCAGGAAUAAAAAAGUCUUCUGUUCCUCUCUCUGCUCAACCAACAGAGCCAAGACUAAAUUACUUAGAUCUUAAGUAUAGUGACAUGUUCAAAGAAAUCAAUUCAACUGCUAAUGGUCCUGGAAUCUAUGAAAUGUUUGGGACCCCUGUUUAUUGUCACAUGAGAGAGGCUGAACGUCAUGAGAACAAAUAUUAUCGAGAGAUAUGCUCAGCUCCAUCUGGCAGAUGUAUUACCAAUAAAUGUCGAUCUUCACACAGUGAGAGGAGCAGCAACAGCAGAACAAGAUUUUCUCAGAAAAGACCACAUGUUAAACCUGUAAAGGUUUCACUUGGCAUUAAACAAAAGAACAAAAUUUUAAUUUCUAAAGAAAAGGGUUACAAGGCUGUAGGUAGCAACGUACAAGACAUGGAAAAUGGUGAUGAUAUUUCAGGUUCACAGUGGCAGAUAAAGUCUUCAGGAGAUGACUUUCUUUCUUCUAAUAAUGAAGUUCAGCCCUUGAACUUGGCUCUGCCUCAUGAGCAGUCCACUGAACAGAAUGAAGUCAUUCCUGUUUCAGAUUUGUCCACUGUUGAAGAAGUCUCUAUGGAAGAGUCUGCUGAUGAAGGAGACAUUUCUAACAAUCAAAUACUUGCCACGAGCCUCAGAGAUCUACAGAAACUUGAAGAACUACAUCACCAGACCCCAUUUGUCCUUUCAGAAAACAGUUGGGCAAUGCCCAGUGAGAAGAAUUCCAAUAAGCACGUACUGCAAGAAAAGCAGAAUACAGCAUCGCUUGUUAAAAUAGAUGCCAACCAAAUUUUAACUAAUGAUGUAGGGUUUGAAAGUGUUUUAGGUAAGUCUGAGAGACUUUUGAGUUUCUCUUUCCAAGAGAAACAACAGAGUGCAUCUUCCCAAGCUUAUCAACAUUGGGCACAUUCUUUGGAUCAUGAUAGUUUAGUUAAUGAAUCAAUUACAUAUCAAACAUUUGGACAAACUUUAAAUUAUGCAAAUUCAAUUUCGCAAGGAAUUCUAGAUUCUGUAAAGAAUGAAGAAUUGACGGAUGAACUAUUAGGAUGUCUAGCUGCAGAACUAUUAGCUCUUGACGAGAGAGGUAACACCUCUUGCCAAAUAAUGGCAAAUGAAACAGAUCCUGAAAAUCUAAAUCUUGUCUUCAGUAGGAGAGGACAAACCACACAAGAAUUGGGCGGAGAGACAACCAAUGUUAAAAUACAGAGAUAUAGUAAUGGGUUCAGCAUAUAUGACAAGGACAAGAAAUUUCUCAACUCAAAUGAAAAGAAGAAAUUUCCUGAAAAUAGUUUAAAGUAUGAAGAAUCUAUCCUGUGGACUAAGGGAGAGGUCCUUGGGAAGGGAGCCUAUGGCACAGGACCAGCAUGAGCGACCUUCUGCUGCCCAGCUCCUGAAGCACUCCUUCUUGAUAAGAAGUCAUUGAACAUACAUCAACUUUCCUUUCCAGUUCCAUUAUAGAUACACUCCGUGACUGCUUCAUUGUGGGAAUGAUGGUUAAGGGACUUUUGUUUUCCUAUUGUUAAGUCAGCUCAACUCAACCAGAUCCUGCAGUGUCCCUAACUAAAAUGUUUUUAGGUAAAUAUUAGCCUCAAGCUUCAGGCGUGGUUACCCAUGUAUAUGAGAAAAUUUUCUUAAACAAUAACAAAAUGUAUUGCUGUUUACAGUUUUGACUAUCCUUCAUUUUUGGCCUGUCAGUUUUAAUGUCUUUAAAAUAAAUUGUAAAACCAAGAAGAAAA
This is a messenger RNA of Neofelis nebulosa (Clouded leopard), 5209 nucleotides long. RefSeq names its product mitogen-activated protein kinase kinase kinase 19 (gene MAP3K19). The transcript has 13 exons. The coding region runs from base 1011 to 4841 and encodes 1276 amino acids. Lineage: Eukaryota; Metazoa; Chordata; Mammalia; Carnivora; Felidae. Gene Ontology annotation, molecular function: protein binding; ATP binding; protein kinase activity. Gene Ontology annotation, biological process: protein phosphorylation. The record is from RefSeq and is a predicted model, not a curated record.